UGAGAAACUGGUAGUGGGGGAACAGGAAGUUCCGCGCAGGCGCACAUCAUUCUUCAGAAUAAAGGAUACGCCAGAAUUGCGCAGCCGAGACGACAACUUCUUCCGUGUAUUACUACUGACCGACUCAGAUUAAGUCUGAGGCCAGUAACAUCAACAGUGAGGACAAACCCAACCUGCCUCUCUCCUUCCACACUGAGUAGAAACCUACAGUCACUGGGUCCUGAUUGUGACAGUGGAGCCCAGUUUGCACUGCAGGAUCCAGAGAUGGCAUCAGUGAAGCUGGAAGACUGCAGUCAAACACUGGAGCUGAAUGUCAACAUUAAAGAUGAAGAAGAGGAGGAGGAGAUUGGGACAAAUGUUUCUCAUGGUAUGAGGCCGGUAACAUCAACAGUGAGGACAAACCCAGCCUGCCUCUCUCCUUCCACACUGAGUCCAAACCUACAGUCACUGGGUCCUGAUUGUGACAGUGGAGCCCAGUUUGCUCUGCAGGAUCCAGAGAUGGCAUCAGUGAAGCUGGAAGACUGCAGUCAAACACUGGAGCUGAAUGUCAACAUUAAAGAUGAAGAAGAGGAGGAGAAGAUUGGGACAUCUGUUAGUCAUGGACGACUAGAAUUACGUCUGAGGCCGGUAACAUCAAUAGUGAGGACAAACCCAGCCUGCCUCUCUCCUUCCACACUGAGUCCAAACCUACAGUCACUGGGUCCUGAUUGUGACAGUGGAGCCCAGUUUGCACUGCAGGAUCCAGAGAUGGCAUCAGUGAAGCUGGAAGACUGCAGUCAAACACUGAAACUGAAUGUCAAUAUUAAAGAUGAAGAAGAGAAGAUUGGGACAUCUGUUAGUCAUGGUAAGAGAAUACUAAGAUUGUGCAAAGCUGUCAUCAAGGCAAAGGGUGACUAUUUUGUAACAGUAUUUUUAUUGGAAUUUCACAAUUUUCACCCAUAUUAAGAGAUACUACAACAG
Messenger RNA from Oncorhynchus keta (chum salmon), 960 nucleotides. RefSeq lists its product as uncharacterized. The record is from RefSeq and is a predicted model, not a curated record. NCBI's taxonomy places the organism in Eukaryota, Metazoa, Chordata, Actinopteri, Salmoniformes, Salmonidae. The coding region runs from base 265 to 945 and encodes 226 amino acids. The transcript has 4 exons.